Purpureocillium lilacinum is the source of this 1539-nucleotide messenger RNA. RefSeq lists its product as uncharacterized. The record is from RefSeq and is a predicted model, not a curated record. Gene Ontology annotation, molecular function: dephospho-CoA kinase activity. Gene Ontology annotation, biological process: coenzyme A biosynthetic process. Lineage: Eukaryota; Fungi; Ascomycota; Sordariomycetes; Hypocreales; Ophiocordycipitaceae.
AUGGCUCCGACCUCAUCACCAGGCACAGGCACCGGCGCCGCCCUGCCGUCGCUCCUUCUCCUCCCGUCGCCUCCCCGCCCGGCCAGCAGAGCCGCCCUCCGCGCCGCCUACCACCUCCCGCUUUCCACCGUCCUCACACGUCUCAGCGACGAGCACAAGCUGGCCUGCUCCUCGGCAACGUCGACUUCCUCCCCACUACCGCCAGCCCCCGUGCUUGCCGUCGCCGUCGCCUCUCCCGUCCUCGCCGGCCCCGCUGCCGCCCCGAAGCGGCGCUCCGUCCGGUGGUCGCCCUCGCAGACGCUCCUCGCGCGCCUGUACACUCUCGUCGCGUCCAUCUGCGCCGAGCAUGGCAUCGCGACGGACCUCGCCGGCGACGAUCCCGGCACCGUCGACGCGCGCAUAGUCCUCGUCGACCACGAACGCGGGCGCAAGGCCUCGUGGUACCUCGAGCAGGCGCAAAUGCAGGGACGGGAUCGCCGCUACUCACUCACCUGCACGACCGUCCCCGACCUCGCUACCUUUGCCGCCACGACGGGGCCUUGGAAGACGGUGUUUCACCCGAGCGGCGAGCCCGGCUACGAGCUGGUUGCUGCCUACCUGGACCUCGCCACGGGCAGCGGACGCACUGUUCUCCAGAAGCAGAUUGUCGCCGUCAAGGGCGGGCUGAGCUUCUGCAUCCCCUCGCAAUCAGCAGACGGCGCGACUGCGGGUCAAGGUCAAGGCAAGCAACAUGGCGUGAACAGCACCCAGAGUACGGCUCCAACACUUCUCGACGGCGUUCCCGUAGCGGCAGCAGCAGCAACACAAGACGCCGUCGAGGGCUACCGAUCCCUUUGCAUCGGAGGCACCUUUGACCACCUCCAUCCGGGGCACAAACUCCUCCUCCACGCCGCAGCCCUGCUCCUACGCGUGCCCAUGAUCGAGGACGACAAGGACGCCCCGCCGUGCAUCUUCAUUGUCGGCGUCUCGAGCGACGAGCUGCUGAAGCGGAAAAAGUACGCCGAAGAGCUGCAGUCGUGGGAGGUGCGCUCGCGCUCGACGCUGCAGUUCCUCGCUACGGUCCUGGGCGAGCCCUCUACCGCAGACCUGCGCAUCACCGACACAGCCGUCAGUCCAUCAGCGGUACCAGCCCCUCCCAAGGGCCAGGUAGGCACAGCGGAGGACGCGCCGACGCCGAGGGAGCUCCAGGGCUCGUUCCGCAACGGCGCCAUCCUCGUCCGCUGCGUCGACCUGCGCGACCCCUUCGGCCCGCCCAUAUGGGAGGAGGGCGUCGACGCCAUCGUCGUGUCGGCCGAGACGCGCGGCGGCGCGGCCGCAAUCAAUGACAGGAGGGCCCAGCGCCAGUGGCACCCCCUCGACGUCUACGAGAUUGACGUGCUCGGCGAGCGCGACGAUGAAGACGACGACGACGAUGGCGAGGGAGGUGAGGGGAGCGCAGACAAGAAGGAGGCUGAGGCGGCGAGGAUAGCCGCCAAGAUUAGCAGCACCGAGAUUCGGAGGCAAAAGGCAGAGGCGCACUCACGGAGGGGGCAGCUAUAG